AUGCGAACAAGCUCGCUGAAAAAGAAUAAAAGUCCAGGGUUGGACGGAGUCACUGCAGAGGUGCUACAAGCUGGAGGGGAUCAGCUGGCGCGACAGAUACGUAAACUCUGUAACAAAGCAUGGCGAGAAGGCACCAUCCCAGAAGAGUGGGGCAAGUCUCUUCUAGUACCGACACCAAAGAAAGGAGAUCUAAGUAACUGCUCGAACUACCAAACGAUCUCUCUUAUCAAUCAUACGGGAAAGGUACAUUUGACAGUGCUACUAAACAGACUAAAAGGUAACCUCGAUCCGUACCUAUCGGAAGAACAAGCUGGCUUCCGAAAGGACAGAAGUAUUGUACAUCAGAUCUUGACACUGCGGCUCAUAGCCGAAAAGGCUAAACGACAGGGGAAAAAGUAUACAACUGUUUCAUUGACUUUCAAAAAGCAUUCGAUACGAUCAAGCAUAACAUCAUCUGGGCUACGUUGA
Adineta ricciae is the source of this 468-nucleotide messenger RNA. Lineage: Eukaryota; Metazoa; Rotifera; Eurotatoria; Adinetida; Adinetidae. The record is from the annotation of a GenBank genome assembly.